Sapajus apella (tufted capuchin) is the source of this 576-nucleotide messenger RNA. RefSeq names its product neuroblastoma breakpoint family member 6-like. Bases 137 to 418 code for a protein of 93 amino acids. The record is from RefSeq and is a predicted model, not a curated record. Lineage: Eukaryota; Metazoa; Chordata; Mammalia; Primates; Cebidae. The transcript is spliced from 2 exons.
UCAACAAAAAGAAAAUAUUAAAAUCACCCUAUUGGCUUCCCCUCCCACUUUGGACUUUCUUGUCCAAGGCCGCAUUCCUGAUUUGAUGUCCUUUGGGUGGAAGAGAAAGUCACAGUAAGAUCAUGGAUGCCAGUGGAUGCCAUUGGCUGUUGUUUUGUUUUCAGAGCUGGUUUUAGAGCCCUCUGUUGGACUGAAGAACCCUCCACAGCUGGAAGAUGAUGGAGUUGAAGGCUCAGCAGACAACACACAAGGGCAUCAAGUCACUGGACACAUUCAUGCCUCAAGUGUCCUGAAACCAAAGGCUAUUAAAAGAAAACUCCGGUUCAGCAAGUGGAUUCCCUGGCCUUCAUGCUUAGGGUGCAGAGGUACCAAAUACUACCAGAAGGAUGUAAAGGAUGAAAGGAUGCCAAAAACGUAGCUUUUCCAAUUGGUGAGAAAAAACCAAGACAGCAAAGCAAGUUCAAGUCCAAAUACAAUGACACUGCAGGGAACCUUCACAGAGGAUUGAAUUUUAGACCACAGAAUGCUCUUGCUGAUUUCAACCCACCAGGCUCCUUCGAUUUGAGAAGCCACAGU